AGUCGUGUGAUAGUUGGUAGUUGGAAUGCAUUUUUCUGGAAUUCAUUUGGGAUUGAUAUAAUCAUUUUCAUUGUCACUCAAGUCUAUGAAAGAGCUGGCGCGUCAGGAAAUCGGACAUGGCAGACCUUCGUUCUUACAGGCGGACAAUACUGUGGGUCUCCCUUCUCUGCCUCACAGUCACCGUUGUUGGAAACCUGCUCGUCUACUGGCCUUCGCUUUUGAACACCUUCCACGCACCAAAGCAGACCAACGCCAGCAUCCCUGUCAAUGUCACCAACACCACGAUCCUGAUUUUUAACUGGGCGUUUUGGAAGAAAAAGGACAUAAGGGGAAAUGUUUGCAAAGAUAGGUUUGGCAUACCCAACUGUAUUUUGUCAGAUAAACGGUCGUUGUUCUCUAAGGCAGAUUUUGUUAUUUUUCACAACCGUGAGGUGGUGCUUGGACAACAGAAUUUGCCCUUACAUUUACACCGUCCAAAAAAUCAGGGGUGGGUGUGGUUCUCCUUGGAACCCCCAAUGUUCAAUUACAAUUUGACGCCUUUAGCUGGCAAGUUUAACUACACCAUGUCUUAUAGACGUGAUGCAGACUUCUUUGUGCCGCACGGCAGGCUGGCACCACGGCAAGUUGCACCUGGAAUGACAGUUGAAGAUGUCAUGCCAAAAGUCCAGAAGUCUCAUUUGGCUUGCUGGAUUGUGAGCAAUUCAGCACCCCAUUCUAGGCGAACAGCGGUAUAUAAUCGAUUGAUAAAAGUCAUCAACGUGACCGUUUACGGACUUCACCACACACCCUUGAGUCGCAGAGAGACACUGCCCACCAUAUCUCGCUGCUACUUCUACCUGGCCUUUGAGAACUCUGAAUUCCUCGACUACAUCACAGAGAAGUUGUGGACAAAUGCCCUCCAAGGGGGAGCCGUGCCGGUGGUUUUAGGCCCAUCCAGGCAGAACUACGAGGCCAUGAUACCAAAAGAUUCCUUCAUUCAUGUGAACGACUUCAGUUCUGUAGAGGAGCUUGGACAAUUCUUGAAGCAGCUUGCCAGGGACAGGGAACGCUACGCCUCGUAUUUCAAAUGGAAACUGAACUACACGGUGGUGUUCAGCGACUGGGACGCCUGGCUAGUGGAAGCUCCGUGCAGAAUUUGCACAAAGCUCACCACUUUACAAAGACCCAAAGUGUAUAGGGAUUUACAGUCUUGGGUCUACAUAUGAAAUGA
This is a messenger RNA of Engraulis encrasicolus (European anchovy), 1210 nucleotides long. Its product is annotated as alpha-(1,3)-fucosyltransferase 7-like. Gene Ontology annotation, molecular function: alpha-(1->3)-fucosyltransferase activity. NCBI's taxonomy places the organism in Eukaryota, Metazoa, Chordata, Actinopteri, Clupeiformes, Engraulidae. The transcript is spliced from 2 exons. The record is from RefSeq and is a predicted model, not a curated record. Gene Ontology annotation, cellular component: membrane. Bases 117 to 1205 code for a protein of 362 amino acids.